GCCCCUCUAAUCCGCUCACGACCUGCUUCACGUCUUUUCUUUCGCCGUCAUGCCCAGCAACGACUCAUCCGACUUGACUUACGACGCCGCUCUCCUGUUGUGGAGAACAGUCAUCAACAUAUUCUUCAGGGAGAUUCGGCCCAGAGGCGCGUUUAACAUCCCUCGCGAUGGUCCCGUCAUAUUCGUCGCCGCCCCCCAUCACAAUCAAUUCCUCGACCCUUUACUCCUCAUGCUCGAAGUGCACCGCGAAACACGACGCAGAGUGCAGUUCUUGAUUGCGGCAAAGAGUAUGAAGCGGAGGGCAGUCGGUUUCUUUGCGGGUUUGAUGUCGAGCAUUCCUGUAUCCCGCGCUGCUGAUGACGCAAGACCCGGGACAGGAAAAGUGUAUCUCUCUCCAGAUGAUCCAUGUCUUAUAAUUGGGGAGGGCACGCGGUUCCUGUCUGAAUUCUCACCGAAAAUGCAGAUCUUGCUCUCCAAAUCUGUGAACUCUGCUGUGGCCGAAGUGACCGAGAUAGUUUCGGAUACGCAGCUUCGGAUCAAAAAGGAGUUUGGAGGUGAUAGUGGUAAAGGUUCAGCGCGAAUUCGAGAGAAGACCGAAGAGAUGAAGGCACAAGGCAUAGUUGGUCUGGAUUUCAAACGCUUGCCAUUCGUCAACCAACAGGAAAUGUAUCGCCAUGUGUACCAGCGGCUCACCGAAGGGAGCUGCAUCGGUAUAUUUCCUGAAGGUGGAAGCCACGACCGCACAGACCUCCUUCCGCUCAAAGCUGGCGUAUCCAUGAUGGCCCUUGGUGCUAUGGCCAAUGACCCUAAUGUCAAGGUCAAGAUCGUCCCCGUCGGUCUUUCAUACUUCCAUGCGCACCGGUUCCGGUCUCGCGCUGUGGUCGAGUUUGGCGCCGCUAUGGAUGUUCCCGCCGAAUUCGUGGAGAUGUUCAAGCAAGGAGGUCCUCAGAAAAGGGAGGCCGUUGGUCAGCUUUUAAACUUGAUUUACGAUGGUCUCAAGACGGUCACAGUUCGUGCUCCGGAUUUCGACACACUCAUGCUCAUUCAAGCCGGACGAAGGUUAUAUAAGACUCCUGGGCAACAUCUAACGCUUGGUCAAGUUGUUGAACUGAACAAGCGAUUUUUGAAGGGCUAUGUGCAUUUCCAAAACGAACCACGUAUACAGAAUCUACGAAGUAAGGUUCUGAAGUACAAUCGUCUCGUUCGUGAUCUGGGCCUGCGAGAUCAUCAGGUUCCUCGCGCCCAAAAGGCUGGCUGGAAGACCUUCGGCCUUCUCCUAUAUCGACUCGGUCUUCUGACUGUAUGGACGGUACUGGCACUUCCGGGUGUCAUUCUCAACGGACCGAUUUUUUUGAUUGCGUCUAUAGUGUCACGAAUGAAAGCCAAAGAGGCACUCGCUGCGUCUGUCGUCAAAGUUGCAGGUCGAGAUGUUCUUGCUACAUGGAAGGUUUUGAUCUCCCUGGGCGUGACACCCGUGUUGUAUGGAUUUUACGCAUUUCUUGCUACUAUCGUGGCCGUAAAGGCGAAUGCUCCUAUGAAAUGGAGAAUAUGGACCCCUUUCCUGGUCAUCAUGGCACUGCCCUUCAUCGGUUAUGCUGCAUUGAAAUUUGGAGAAGCAGGCAUGGAUGUGCUCAAAUCAUUACGGCCAUUGGUUGUCGCGCUUGUACCUGGGCAACAGCAGUAUUUGACUAAGCUGAAACAAAUGCGACAGGAGUUAUCCAAUGAACUCGUAGAAGUCAUCAAUGAAUUUGGACCGCAGUUAUACGAUGACUUUGAUAAGUGGAGAAUUCUCGUCCCUUCUGCGAGCGUCCCGCCCUCUAGCGGCACUCCAGGACUCUGGCGCAGAAAGAGUGGCACGGGUGCAGUCGAUGCGCAAGGCAACCUGCUGGUACAUCCCAUGACAUGGCUGGAUGAACGUCUGUUCGGGUGGAGCCGUAGUGCGAAGCGUGGGACCAGUGCAUGGGCUGGUGCCACGCGUAGCCAGGACAUCAGCCGCGCACCCUCCCCCGACGCCUCCGAUGACGAAGAUUCGGGUGACUACGAUAACGUUCUCGGCAUUCUUCCAGGAGAGGGGUAUCUCACACCCAACCGCCAUCGAUCACGAAGCCACCAUAGCUCUUACGCGGACCUUCAAAAGCUCCGCAUGACUGCAACACCGCUGCCUGUGCAAGGCAGGGCGACAUUAUCACCUCAUCUAGCGCUCCAGUCUCUCCAUCCCGCAGAAGACCACACAGACGUAGCUGGUGCAACAUCUGAGGAGGCAGAGUCACUGGUCAAUGGCAACAGUUUACAUCAUCGACAGACACAUCGAGAUAGGAAGGCAAGUUUGUCUGAUGGCGUCGCUGUAGAGCGUAUCGCAGCAUUGAAUCCCGAGGAAAGAUUCCAGGAUUGUACUAGGGAUAUCAACGAAGAAAUUCGGGAAAACAAAGAGGGGCAUGCCCACGGGGACUAAUCAAUAAUACAUCUUUCGUACUGCCACUUGUAUUUGCUUCGACGGACAAUUUGUGUCGAAGUACGGUACAUUCUGUUUGGGAACGUGUCAUAC
This is a messenger RNA of Heterobasidion irregulare TC 32-1, 2545 nucleotides long. RefSeq lists its product as uncharacterized. Gene Ontology annotation, cellular component: endoplasmic reticulum membrane. The coding region runs from base 50 to 2452 and encodes 800 amino acids. The record is from RefSeq and is a predicted model, not a curated record. The transcript has 10 exons. Gene Ontology annotation, biological process: phospholipid biosynthetic process. Gene Ontology annotation, molecular function: glycerone-phosphate O-acyltransferase activity; glycerol-3-phosphate O-acyltransferase activity. Lineage: Eukaryota; Fungi; Basidiomycota; Agaricomycetes; Russulales; Bondarzewiaceae.